Geodia barretti is the source of this 6519-nucleotide messenger RNA. Lineage: Eukaryota; Metazoa; Porifera; Demospongiae; Tetractinellida; Geodiidae. The record is from the annotation of a GenBank genome assembly.
GAUUGCCACACCUUUUGUAUCACUAUCAACCCAGCUAGCCAGCACAGCAGAGAAGAAAGACACAGGGGAGUGAGUGAGAAAACGAGGCAGCAGAUCGGCCAGUUGAUCAUGAAACUCGCUGGCUACCUGCUUGCCCUGUGCAGCGUUCUUCACGGAGGCUUAGGUCUUAUGGUGACGUUGUCUGAGCCCGGAGCUACGGACUUUGAAAUUUUUCUCAGUGACAGUCCCCGUUCCAUUCCCCUGGUCCCUGGUAAGACGUACAAGAUCUCCUGUGAGGGAAUGGAAUGGCGUCGUGAAGGAGAAGUGGUCACGGUAACAUCUGUGGGUGACGGAGUCUCAGGAGUAUAUGUUGUUAGCAGUGGGAACAUGAGGAUUCUGAUGUUGCAACUGUUCACUGAGGACUUGGUUGGAGAGUAUGUUUGCAUGGAUGAAAGUGGAGAAGAAUUUGUCGUCAACAUCAGCACAGGUAACCCAGUCCUGAUUCCAAGUCGAGAGGUGAUAGGACUAAAGAGAGACAUCUCUCGAACAAGUCUUCCGUUUUUCUCUGUCUUUGGAUCUGGAGACCCUCAACCUCAGCCCACCGACUACAGCUGGUAUUUCAAUGGAGACCCCAUCUUUGUCAAUGGAGUUCAAGACAGCAGCGUUGUUGAUGUUGCCGCUCUGACUUUCAACAUGAUAACUCUUAAACAAAAGAUUGAUUCAGGAGUGGAAGGAACCUAUGUAAGCGUUGUGAACACAUCUGCUGGGGAGACAAACGUAUCGAUAACACUAAAUGUUGAAGCUUCUCCUGUUCCGCAAAUAUCCGUAAUUGCACCGACUGAUUAUUCCACCAACUUUUCGGCCAACGGAGAGGCAGUCAUUGUCAACUGUAGUGAUGUAAUGGCAGAUCCUCUCCCUGCCUUCUCCUGGUACGUCAAUGGGAGUCUGGUCAGUGGGAAUGAAGAUUACAUCGCCAUUACUUCUGGAAAUGAAGGAAGAGAGUCACAUCUGACCAUUACUGUGAGUCCAGAAUUCAAUGGGGUGGACGUGGUUUGUCGGUCCACCAACGUUGUGGAAGAUGAGCCCGACUCUGGAGAAGCCACUGAAACUCUCAAAGUGUUAGCUCCCCCUCCUCCACCAACCAACCUUACCGUGGUGCAGACCCUCUCCAGUUGCCGGGUGGAGCUCUCCUGGAUACCACCCGUCGACACAGACUCCGCCCUCCCUCCCACGUUCUAUCGUAUCGAGGCCAGAGCUGGGGGAGAGGGGGGAGAGUGGGAGGUGGUCGUGGGGAAGAUUAAGAGCACAUACUCUACCUCAGAGGUGGGUGUGAUGGAGGCUUUGGGAGAAACAAACGUGAGUUACGUCUUCCGAAUCAGUAGUGGUAACGAGAGGGGCGGAGUUUCACCCGUGUCCACGGAGACAGAUACAAACAGACCUGUUCAACUGUACUUUGAGGCCCUCCCAGCCGUGUCCGCCAUAUCCGUGUCCUCCCUCUCUUCCUCUCCCCCCACUGCCCUCGUUGUCUCAUGGACCAACACCCCCACAGAGUGCUACCUCUUUUCCUCCCACAUCUCCGUCUGUACCCCUACCAAUGGAGGAGAGACGAUCUCCUCUAAAACUGUCCCCGGGACCUCAUCCUCCGCCGAUGUCACCGGGCUGCUCUCUGACUCCGCCUACUCCUGUCUUGUCCGCAGCAUUGUCUCCGAUCUCGUUGGGAGGGAAUUCCCCUCGAUGACAUCAUCGAGUUUAGUCGACGGCUUCACUUAUCCAGACUAUCCAGAGGCACCUUCAGAGCCCCAGGCGGUCGAACCUGUGGGUGGCAUCUUCCCUUCCACUAACAUCACCGUUCGAUUUCCCCUGCCUUCUGACCACAGCACCAUCAACCACUACCUGGUGCUGGUGGUGAGACUGAGAAGUGAGAAAGAUCUCCCAACCAAUCAUCCUGACACUGACUACCCCGCUGGCUACAUGUUCCUUAAUGAGACCACAGUCAAUGACGCCUCCAUAGAGCGACCACUGCAGGGACCUUACAUUGCCGCUGAGAUUGCUGGUCGAGAUUUCAGUGGAGAGUUUGUCAUCGGUGGAGGCCGACAGCCCAAGUACAGUCCGCAGUACAAGAACGGCCCUCUCCUCAGCGGUACCAAGUACUCGUGUUUCCUCCGGGCUUUCCCUCGUUCCAGUGUUGCCGGCCGCUCACGCAGACAGGCGGAGGAGGGAGGGAGGCAGGACCUCAUCUUUAACUCCAGUGACUACAUGCCUGUACAAGAAACAGGCCCUGAAGACAGUUCUGAAAGCUCUAGCAGCACCCUAUCUCCGGCAGUCACUGGAGUCAUUACAGCUGGUGUCAUAGUCUCUCUAAUCCUCAUCGCGGCCUUGGUCCUAAUCCUGGUCCUCGUAUACUGCAUCCGCAGGCGACGCGGCCACAAAUACAGACUCGAGGCCCACUCUGCCUCUCUCUCCUCCUCGUCCAAGGGGUCGAUGGACAUCCCGCAUGAUUCGACCCCCGAGCUCUGCCGGAGGGGGAUCCCCAUGGAAUUGAAGCCCAUGGAUCUGACGGAGGAAGAUUCAGAGCUGAUCCCCAGUGAGGCCAUCCCCAUCAACGUCUUCAGAGAACAUGUGGACAAGUUUGACGAGAACAGACAACUCCUCUUCCAGCGGGAGUUUGACUGGAUCCAGAUGAAUGCUCCCGAUCCUUCGGCCGAAGCUAGCUCUCUCCCAAUCAACGAUGAUAAAAAUAGAUACAGUAACAUCAAGGCCUUUGAUCACUCGAGGGUGGUGCUGACUCCACUGGAGGGUGAGGAAGGCUCAGAUUACAUCAACGCCAACUUCAUCCCGGGCUACAAGAAAACAAAGGAGUACAUCUCAACGCAGGGUCCUCUGGAGCAGACGGUGGGUGACUUCUGGAAGAUGGUCUGGGAGCAAAACACAGCCACCAUUGUCAUGCUGACUAACCUAGUGGAGGCCGGCAAGGUAAAAUGUGCUCAGUAUUGGCCCUCCCCGGCACUGGGCUCCAUUACAUACGGCGACAUUGACGUGAAACUGGACAAUGUGGUGGAACUGAGGGAUUAUACUGUUCGCAAUUUCACCGUCACUCAUGUACCCUCGUCCCAAAGCCAGGUGGUCCUCCAGUUCCACUACACCAAGUGGCCCGACUACGGAACCCCUAAACUCGCUGCCCCUCUCCUCAACUUCCUGCGGGCACUCCACUCCUCCAACCCGGCCGACGCGGGGCCCAUUCUGGUGCACUGCAGUGCAGGUGUCGGUCGGAGCGGCACCGUCAUAUGCAUCGACUACUGCCUGGCAAAGUUGAAGGCAGAUCGCGUCAUUGAUGUCAGAGGGUUUGUGAGCCGAAUGAGGGAGCAUCGCAACUAUAUGGUCCAGACUGAGACGCAGUAUGCCUUCAUCCACUACGCCAUCCUGGAGGCCAUCACUUACGGAGACACUUCUUUCACUCUCUCCGACUUCUCCCAGAGCUACCAGAGUCUCCAGCAGAAGAGCAAGGAAGUGGGGGGGAAGACACUGGAGGAGGAGUACGCCAGACUGGGCUCGGUGAAGACCAUGAGCAAGGCCUCCACCUUCGUCCAGAGAGUCAAGCAGAAGGGACCGACUAAUCGCAGCAUUCACUACCCCGGUCACGCCUCCUACACUGAGGGAGUCAACCCACACGAGUACAACGCCCACUUCAUCGACGCCUACUUCACACCCAAACUGUUUGUGGUAGCCGACGGGCCACAGGAGAGGAAUGCCGGCAAGUUCUGGCAGAUGGUCUGGGAUCAGGACUGCUCCUAUGUCAUCAUGCUCACUCCCUAUGAUGACAAGUACUACAGUUACUGGCCGACAAAGGGAGGGCAUGAGACGUAUGGUAAUAUAAAGGUGACGGUGGAAGAUGAAAGUGCUGAGCAUUACUACACCACCAGAGUCAUCUCUAUCGCCAAUGCCAAGCUGGGAGUGUCUCAGAAAGUGAUGCAUUAUCAGUUUGUCGGUUGGACGUCGACGUUCCUGCCUCCCGUGCCAUCCUUUGUCUCCUUCGUCUGCGACGUUCUCGAGGGAGUGAAUGGAUUGAAGAGGAACCAUAAGGCACUCAUCCACGACACGAAAAGUCUAGGCCCUUCCGGAAUAUUCUGCUCGCUGUGUUUCUGCAUUGAGCGACUUCGCAUCGAGAGAACAGUGGAUGUAUUUCAGGCUGUCCAGAACAUGCAGCUGCAACGACCUGGCACCGUCCAGUCGAUGCAGGAAUAUGCCUUCAUAUACGACUCAGUGUACGAGUACAUCCGCACCCACCUGUCAGCGUAGAGAGAAUUGGGGGCUACCACAGGACUCAUAUUGUUAUUAUUAUUAUUUAUAAUGCUAACUACUACGAGUGAAAGUACACGAGUGUGUGAGAUUUCUUGUUUCGUGUGAAGAAUUAUUGUAAUGUAGUUGUUUGUGCCGUGUGCCCAUGACCACAUCCACUUUCUUGUGCUUUCUUGUGUGUUUUUUAUUUUGCACUGUCUGUCCUUUAAUAAAUUUGUGGGCACCGUAUCAUGUGUGUAUAAAUUUGUGUAUAAAUUUUACUUCUAACGUGAACCCAGUCCGUGCGGAGUGGAAUGCGAAUUGCACUGUUGGUGGGCAUUAUAUAGAGUGAGGAGGAUCUUUUCGUCGUUCCAGUUGUCGGUGGUAAACAAGGGGAAAUGUCUGGGAAAAGGCUUUUGAAGAGUAUGCUGGCCCAGACCGGUUCUCUGAACAGGGUAAGACAAGACAUACCGUCUCAAGCUUCCGUUUCAGCUGGCUUUUUUUUGCGGACGUUGUAGAUGCAGGAGCAACGCGAGAUGUGGCGACUGAGGGAGCUGGAGAAGAGCGCUCACUGGGGAGACUUCCGCGUCCGCGAGCCGCGGGCCAUGAUAGCGCGAGGCCGACUGCUCAGCGACACUCUCCCCUCCUCACCUCCUCCCACCUCACACCGUUCACACAGAAGGCAAACCUCACCGGAAGACCACGCCCACCACGAGCCGAGAGAAGUAAGGGACAGUGCGGAGGGCUACUGGACUCGGCGACUGCUCAAACAAGAAGAAAACGACCCAGGCAGGUGGGGCCAUAGUGGAUAUAGGGAGUUGUAUGCUGAAGACUUUGCGUCCAGUGAAGACAAUGAUAGCGAAGAAGAAGAAGAGGUUAGGAGACCUAAACCCAGGGGAAGUGAGAAUGGCAGUUCAUCGGUAAAAAAGAAGAGAAAGAAGGAAGUGUCAAGUGUUGGGUCGUCGAAGAGGAAGAGGAGGCGUGGUUUGAGUGAGUCCACAGAAGAUGAGGAAGAGAGAAAGAGUCGGAAAAAGAAGAGAAAGUUGAAAGUUGACAAAAGGGGUGUAAAGAGAAAAGACGGGAGAAAGAAAAGCAAACACAAACAUUCCCAAUCAUAAACAUUUCACUAUUAUUUUUUAACCUAUUUUUAUAUACUUCCUGGAUGUAAAUAUAUACAUGAAAGAAAUGCUCAGAAGUAUGUCGGAGAUGUCCAGAGGUAUAUAUAAUAACGAAAUGAUUUUGUGGCCUGCCGUGUGCAUCAGUAGAGCUUGAAGUCAUCGAAACCUUUGAUGUCACCAGAUUCACUUUCCUCUGAGAGGGUCGGGAGGUUUUCUGGUGGCGAACCCCACGGAGUGUAGCCGAAAUCGUGUCCCCUUGUUCCUCGGGAUGGGCUGAACGGUCGGUAGUGAUGCUGGGGAACUUCGAGGACUCGUCUAUCGAAUGGCGAAGCCGCUGGAGCUGGGGUUGGUCGCUGAUGACGACGGUGACCAAACUCUGGAAGAGAUUGGGCGUCGUUCCAGUCGAGUCUCCUCUGAGGAAGCUGGGGGAUCUUCUGACCACACCCAUUCUCCUAUUUCUCCGCUCCAGUGAUCGUUCCUCAGAGCCAGUGGAGUCAACCGAUGCUCCUCUCACGUGCACUCCACCACCAUCCACCUCCUCCCUCUCCUCUCCUCUCCCCACUCUUUCCCUCCCUCUCAAUCCACCGUCUCCAAACGUGCUGACCACUCCCCCGAGCCGGGGCCUAUCCACCGGGGGCAAAGCUGCUAUUUUGUCGACAGGCAAAGGAUCGUGCAUGGGGAAAAUGUUGUCUAGACGCGGUCGCUUCUGUCCCUCGUAAUGAGGCAACUCAAAUUCCUCUGAGGCGUCUUCGGUUGCAGGUUCUCUGAGGCUUGGUUUGGUGAGUGGUUCGGAGCUUCUUCUUUCCUGAAGAAACAUGAGCUGCGAUAUCAUGGGCGGGAAGGCUCCGAACCGCUCCCUCCUCUCCUCCGGCGUCGUGGCCGUGUACAACGGUUCAGGUUGCUGCUGCUGCUGCUUUUUCUCGACGCCCCCUGACGAUCUCCACUUCCAGGGCUUUUUGAAAUUCUUCCACCAGCCGCCUCCGCCUCUCGUUUCCUCUUUUGGCGACCCUUCACUGCUCCACGGUGUGUACGGAGAGUAAGACAUCAUUCGAUCCAAAGCCUAUGGCUAAAGACUAUAGCGCAAAAGGGAAAGGUGGGCCGCCGAUGAUAAUUAAUUAUGUGCCCUCUCCAGCCCCUCCCUUUUUAU